Messenger RNA from Pogoniulus pusillus (Red-fronted tinkerbird), 2106 nucleotides. RefSeq names its product mutY DNA glycosylase (gene MUTYH). Gene Ontology annotation, biological process: mismatch repair; base-excision repair. The transcript is spliced from 15 exons. NCBI's taxonomy places the organism in Eukaryota, Metazoa, Chordata, Aves, Piciformes, Lybiidae. Bases 32 to 1627 code for a protein of 531 amino acids. The record is from RefSeq and is a predicted model, not a curated record. Gene Ontology annotation, molecular function: oxidized purine DNA binding; purine-specific mismatch base pair DNA N-glycosylase activity; adenine/guanine mispair binding. Gene Ontology annotation, cellular component: nucleus.
UCCGGCUCCGGCUCCGGCUCCGGCUCCGGCCAUGGGCAAGCUCCGCGCUGCGGCUGCCGGCGGUCUCCGGCGAAGCAGCAGAAGAGCGGCACCGCCUGCGGGGCAGGGCAGGAAGGGUGUGUUGCCUCCCGGAGCAGGGACCCCGGCUUCAGCGCCUGCCCCGCCUUGUGCCCAGCAUCUGUUCAGUGACCCAGCUGAGAUCCAGGCCCUGCGCAGGAACCUGCUUGCGUGGUAUGACAAAUGCAAGCGAGACCUUCCCUGGAGGACACUGGCAGCUACUGAGCCAGAUGCUGACAGACGAGCGUAUGCAGUGUGGGUGUCUGAGAUCAUGCUCCAGCAGACACAGGUUGCUACAGUGAUUGACUACUACAAUCGCUGGAUGCAGAAGUGGCCGACGCUGCAGGCUUUGGCACAAGCGUCCCUGGAGGAGGUGAAUGAGCUGUGGGCAGGACUUGGCUACUACUCAAGAGGGAAGCGUCUGCAGGAGGCUGCAAAGAAGGUGGUGUCAGAGCUGGCCGGCCGGAUGCCCAGGACAGCUGAGGACCUGCAAAAGCUGCUGCCAGGAGUGGGCCGAUACACAGCGGGAGCAAUAGCAUCUAUCUCGUAUGGGCAGGCUACUGGCGUCGUGGAUGGGAACGUGAUCAGAGUGCUGUGCCGCCUGCGGUGUGUUGGUGCUGACUCCAGCAGCCCAGCUGUCACUGACUGGCUCUGGGACAUGGCCAAUGCCGUGGUCGACAGGAGCCGCCCAGGGGAUUUUAACCAAGCUCUGAUGGAGCUGGGGGCAACUGUGUGUGUGCCCAAGGCCCCGCUGUGCGGGGAGUGCCCUGUGAAGAAGCAAUGCCGAGCGUGGCAGAGGGUGGAGAAGGAGCUGGCCCUUGCCACUCAGAAACUGCUUGGAAAACCCACCCCAGUGCCUGAUGUUGAGGACUGUGGCAGUGGGGAUUGUGCCCUGUGCCCCCCAGCUGUGGAGCCUUGGGACAGUGGCCUAGGUGUGACCAACUUCCCCCGGAAAGCAGCGAAGAAGCAGCCAAGGGCAGCACGAACAGCUACAUGUGUGCUGGAGCGGAGGGGCUGCCAUGGGGCCCCUGAGUACCUCAUCGUGCAGAGACCCAGCUCAGGUCUCCUGGCUGGGUUAUGGGAGUUCCCAAGUCUCCCGGUGGCUCAGGGUGUGCAGGAGGAGAAGCAGAGAGAGGUGCUGGCCAAUCACCUUCAGGCUUGCAUGGGGCAGCCUGUGGCAGCUGGAGGCCUGCAGCUCAUUGGAGAGGUGAGCCUGAAGCCAAGGAGAUUGCAAUAUAAGCUCCCUGUGCUCAGCUGCAGGGUUGUCCACAUCUUCUCUCACAUCCACCAGACAUAUGUGGUCUAUUCCCUGCCCCUGGAUGGGGAUGUGACCUGGGAUCCUGCCUCAUCCCCAUCCCGCUGGGUGACGGAGGAGGAGUUCCAUACCUCUGCUGUUUCCACAGCCAUGAAGAAGGUGUUGAAAGCAUGUGAGAAGCAGCGCAGGAAAGAGAGCAGCCCCAGCACGGGCCCCAAGAGGAAGCGGGGGGCAAAAAUGCAGAGAGUGAGCAGCACCUGUCCUGGGACACAGCUCUCGCUCCAUGCCUUCCUUCUGGCACCAACUGCUAAAUGAUGGCACCUUCCACAUAUGAGACCACCAGAGACCCAUGCUGUAGCGAGUCCUGCCUGCAGUGUGGGGAUAGUGUUCCAUAUACUGCUCUUAGCCCAGCACCUGUAGGUCCUGUCUCACUCCUUGCAGAGCCCACCAGGUCCCCGGCAACAGUUGUGUCUUGAUGUCACUGUGAUCCUAGCAGCAACCUGUGGCCAGGCUCUCCCCGCCCCUGCUGGGCUGGAGCAUGCUUGGAGUUUAGUCAGUCCUGUACAGCUGCCACCCCAGCACUGCAGACUCAGCAGCAGAGGUUUCUCACUGGCAGCAGGGAGACUGCCCUCCUCACUCCUGCAGCCCUCUCCAUAGCUGCCAGCCUGCACCUGGCCUGCUGGUCAGUGACUGUGGAUGCUGCUGUGGCUCUCCUCACCCACAGCCCUUUUUUUAGACUUGUUUUUAUUCAACCUGAGCCACAGGCUUUCUAAUAAUAAAUUUCCUGAAGUGUG